Molecule: messenger RNA, 1005 nt
Organism: Plenodomus lingam JN3
Lineage: Eukaryota; Fungi; Ascomycota; Dothideomycetes; Pleosporales; Leptosphaeriaceae
Source: RefSeq, a predicted model, not a curated record
AUGAAAUCAACCGCCAGCUUCGUGCUCCUCUGCCUUUCUGCCGCUUGCAGUGCGCAGAUGAGAAACCCGAAGGACCGAAGGGGGCUCUGUAGGGUGGAAGACCCCAAAGACCCUGAAAUCCCCCAGGGAGGCUAUUGUCAAUACGAGUGGAUAGAAAUCGAUGGCUCUGAAAUGUCGGAGAGAAACUACUGCGGCACCGUAGACUCGUUAGACUCGUUAGUUUGCAUCCUUAGUCUGAUGGUCUCCGUAUUAGCGCCGAUGGACGAAGUUGUUAUAGAACAGAAGAUGAUGACGAUAAAUUACAGAUUGGUCCGGUCAAACUCGCAUGGAGAACGGGGGGAAGAUGUGCACCAAACACCAAAAGGAGACCAACGAGCCAAAGGCAGGCGACGGCCAACCAACACAAGCUUCUCUGCAUCAUCGAUCACGCCGUGCGGAGCGAUGACGCUCGGCGGCCAUAACCGACGCCGCGUUCCAUUGCGAUGCGCCAUUUUGAGUGGACCAUGUGGUGUCUUUGGCAGCCAAAAGCGUAGAGUCGACGGUAUGCUGGAGAUUGCGAUGCGGCAGACGCACGGGGCUGUCCACUCCACCUCCACUGGCCAGCCAGACAGCGCGCGGCAGAGAGGCUCGACAGCCGAAGCAGAGGAACGGGGAUUGCGCAAAGAGGACGAGACGAGCAGAGAGGCAGGAUUCAGUCGUCCGCGAAGAGGAGGGCCAAAGCCUCGACAGAGUCAUCACAGAGACGACCAGACUGCGCGCGCGCAGAGAACGUCCAAAAGUCAACGGCUGCCGACAAAGGGACAGGGAGGCAAAGAUCAGCCUGUAUCCCUUGCUCCCUCACUCGCCCCCGUCUUCAUCUUACCAUUUCCCGUUCGAGCGGCUGGCUGCACCGCACAGCUGCCACCGCACGGCCGAACAGGAGGCGGGAAACAAGGGCCUCCCAUGCCCCUGGGGCUCGUCCAUGGUUUCACCUCUACCGAUUCGAGCAUUCCUUCAUCUCCCUGA